UCGCAUGAAACUCACAGAAGCAAUUAUGUCCGUCCCUCUUUUGUUAUAUCUGCUUCUUUUCAAGGAUCUAUUGUUUGUAAAAUGUGCGAAAAAUGAUGAUAAUUCUGCACAACAAACUAUAUAUCAAUCGCUGAACAUAAUUGCACAGUUUUCCCCACAGACAAAUUCAUGUUUUAGUCAUUUGGCGUAUGAUACACGCAGAAAUAUAUUAUACGCAGGAGCCACCAACAGGAUAUAUCAACUGGAUUUAAAUUUAAAAUUGAUUUAUGAAGCUAUCACAGGUCCUAAACUUGAUUCUCCUCAGUGUCAUGCCGGGGGAUGCAGCGCAGAUGAAAAUGAGACAUCUGAAACGAACAAUCACAAUAAGCUAUUAUUAUACAAUAACGUGGGUGAUACUCUUAUAGCAUGUGGAAGUGUUCACCAGGGAGCUUGUAACAUCUAUUAUCUCAGUGGACAGUUUCCAAAUUCCGUUAAAUAUAUGGAAGUGGCCUUAGCAGCAAACGAUGAAUUUUCGUCAACAUAUGCAUUUAUUGGACCAAGUAAAUAUCAAUCGUGGAAAAAAGAGGAUAUACUGUAUGUUGGAACAACGUUUACUAAUGUUGGUGAUUAUCGACAUGAUGUUCCCGCUAUUGCUUCGCGGAAGUUAGACGAUCUCAGUUAUGCCGAAUUCUCUAUUCAACAGUCCAACAUAAAUAUUGACGUGAAGUACCGCGAUCAUUUCAUAGUAAAUUACGUGUAUGGUUUCAACAGUUCAGAAUAUGCUUACUUCAUGGUGGUACAGAAAAAAUCUCAUUUGGCAGAUGAGGCUGGCUUUAUUACGAGGCUGGCUCGCAUUUGUGUCAACGAUCCCAACUACGAUAGCUAUACUGAGGUUACUAUAACUUGUCUAGCAGAAGGAGAAGAUUACAAUAUAUUGAGAGACGCAAAAAUUGCACAAGCUGGUUUGAAGUUAAGUCAAGAAUUUGGUAUAAAAAAAGAUGACUACGUUCUAUUGUCUGUUUUUUCACCAUCAAAAGAAAUUUCAAGCGAACCACAAAACAAUUCAGCGAUGUGUAUAUUUAGCUUGGUUGAAAUCGAAGAAGUGUUUAAUGAAAACAUACACUCUUGUUUUAAUGGCAGCAUUAAAGACAGAAAUUUGGGCUAUAUUUCUGGAACAAUCAAUGAUGGCAAAUGUCCAGUCGUUGGAUCAAUCGGAAAUAUUUUCAGUUUUUGCCAUGUUGGAUUAAAAAUUAGUGGCGUAACGCCUAUCAUUGCGCGAGCGCAUUUUAACUUUCCAAAUACAUCAAUAACUUCAGUUUCAACGACCACUGCUGGACCUCACAUAUUGGCUUUUUUAGGAACCGGAGACGGAUGGAUAAGAAAGGUACUGUUGUCUGGACCAUCUGCAGGAGAGUAUGAAAUAAUAGAAGUUGAUAAUGGUCAUAAAAUAUUACCAGAUUCAAUACUCUCCCCUAAAUCGAAUUAUAUGUUUGUUUUAUCAGAUAAAAGGGUGACAAAAAUAAAAAUUGAACAUUGUAGCACGUUUACCAAUUGCUCUAGUUGCCUAGAUUCUAGAGAUCCAUUUUGUGGAUGGUGUUCUCUUGAAAAACGAUGCACUAUCCGCAACGCGUGUCAAAAGGACACUAGUACUUCUCGCUGGCUUUCCAUCAGUACAGGGCAGCAAUGUAUUGAUUUUGAAACGGUUUCGCCAGACAAAAUUCCUAUUAAUCAGAUGACCACAGUGAAUCUUGUCAUUCGUACAUUGCCAGAAUUACCAUAUAAUUCAAAAUAUAAAUGUGUUUUCGGAAAUGCACCGCCAAUCGAAGCAAACGUUACUUUAGAUGGGUUAGUAUGCAGCACUCCUCCGAUAGACUUGCGCCCUAUGUUAAAUGCCAAUAGCGAUCACAUUCUAGUUCCUUUAAGUGUUAGAAGUUCUGAAACUAACAAAGAUUUUGUUUCUCGAAAUUUUGCGUUUUAUGAUUGUGCUCGGCAUACUACCUGUCUCAAAUGUCUCCGAAGUAAGUGGAAUUGUAACUGGUGCAUUUAUGACAAUAAAUGUGUUUACAAUACGUCAACAUGCCGCAGCUCGGGCAAUAGUGUGACUAUUGAAAAAAACUGUCCUCAUGUUAAACGACCAUUGCAACCAGUGCUACUUCCGAAUAAGGUUCCGAAAGAAAUCAAAUUGGAAAUAGAGAACUUGCCGAAACCACAAAGCGCUCACACUGGAUUUCUGUGUACUGUAAACAUUGAAGGAGCUCACAUGGUGCUACCGGCACGUGUUGAGUCUAACAAAUAUGUUGUGUGCGAGAAAACACUUAUAUACUAUUAACCUAACAACAGCUGUUUUUGCACAAAAAAUUAAAUACCGCUUAAUCGACGAUCUGGACCACUGUGCAAUGGUGUGAAGAGUGAAAAAAAACUUACAAACUUACAAAAAAAACUUUUUAUUUUAUUUAAAUGAUCAGUCCAAAUAGCGGUUUAAUAAAAAACAAUGACAAAUGUAAUGGACGAUUUCGAAGAAUGCUUAACAUUCUACAAAGCUUGGGAGGCAGCUAUAACUGCAAAUACUCCCAUUACUCAGGAAAAAUAUAAAAACUGUAAAGAAAGAGAGAUCGAGGUGAUAUUAAUAUUUGAAGUAAACGGACAAGUGGAAAAAAGAAAAACGCGUUUUGAGCGACAACCGGCGGUAGUAGAAAAUUUAACCAAAGAAUGGUACAAAUCGUGGAAACAACUCAACAUUAAACAGUGAAAAAAAAGAGACAAAGAGAAUGAAAUAAAAAAGGCAAGUGCAAUAACAAUAAAAAAAAAUGAAAGAUAUAAGUGAAGUUCCGGAAUUCCCCGACGAGCUGUGGGAAGAGCUACAAGUUCUAGACUAUGUAACAGCACAGCUCGCGGCGGAAAAGAAAAAAACAGGAAGAAAAUCAAAUAAACAAUAAAACAAUUGUAGUAAAUGAGCAAUAAAAACAACUAAGAAAAAGAAAAAACAAUCGUCAGCUGACAUAAACAGUGUUUAAAGGCAGUUAUACUAUACGGCAAAGCAAAGCAGUCACAUCUUUAACAACUUCAACAGAGCAGCAACAACGUGACAUCAUUUGGAACGCACCCACAACAUCAUCAACAAGUGGCAACAGAAGCAGCAUUGAUAACGAGAAAAAACAACAGUGGAAAAUCAACGCAGAAACAUCAACAGACGCAAAUCCG
Molecule: messenger RNA, 3180 nt
Organism: Wyeomyia smithii (pitcher-plant mosquito)
Lineage: Eukaryota; Metazoa; Arthropoda; Insecta; Diptera; Culicidae
Gene: PlexB
Product: plexin-B
Exons: 6
Coding region: 5-2308 (767 amino acids)
Biological process (GO): negative regulation of cell adhesion; regulation of cell migration; positive regulation of axonogenesis
Cellular component (GO): semaphorin receptor complex
Molecular function (GO): semaphorin receptor activity; protein binding
Source: RefSeq, a predicted model, not a curated record